AUGUAUGUUCAACUCAAAAUAAUUAAUUUUUACAAAACACACCAAAAACCAAAUUUAAGAAUUGUUUACUUUUUUUUUUUUUUUGGUUUAGAAACAUUCUUCUCUAUAAUUAAUCCAAAUGAUUUAACAUUUUUCAAUUAUGUUAUUGGUGUUAAUAAUCUUGAUUUAACCAAAAAACCAAACUCAUCAGUGGAUGAAUUAAUUUAUUUCUUUGAUUAUUUAGAUUCUUGUUGGAGUUCCCUAAUGAAAUCAUCCAAUCAAAAUUCAAAACCAAUCCCAUGGGGUUUAUUAUUAAGUAAUUUAAUUAGAUGGUAUGAUUCAAAUACAAUCGAGGCAUUAAUUAACAAUAUACUUUAA
Dictyostelium discoideum AX4 is the source of this 357-nucleotide messenger RNA. RefSeq lists its product as hypothetical. The transcript is spliced from 2 exons. The record is from RefSeq and is a predicted model, not a curated record. NCBI's taxonomy places the organism in Eukaryota, Evosea, Eumycetozoa, Dictyosteliales, Dictyosteliaceae. Gene Ontology annotation, cellular component: membrane. The coding region runs from base 1 to 357 and encodes 118 amino acids.